Lotus japonicus is the source of this 884-nucleotide messenger RNA. RefSeq lists its product as uncharacterized. The coding region runs from base 213 to 698 and encodes 161 amino acids. Gene Ontology annotation, cellular component: cytosol. The record is from RefSeq and is a predicted model, not a curated record. NCBI's taxonomy places the organism in Eukaryota, Viridiplantae, Streptophyta, Magnoliopsida, Fabales, Fabaceae. The transcript is spliced from 8 exons. Gene Ontology annotation, molecular function: RNA binding.
CACAAACUUGUUCUCUCUCACUCCCAAGUUGAAAAACAUCAGAGUAUUAAACUAGGGUUUUCCAUAAACUGAAAGGGAUUUGGAAGAAAACAAGUGCAUCUCAAUUGGUCCUCAUUCCUUCUGGGUUCUCAAAUUCAAUCCCACAAAGUGUUCACAACACUGCUAUUAUCCACGUAAACUGCUGAAAAUCGAAGCAGCUUGCAGUUUCCACCAUGGGAAGGGGAAAAUUCAAGGCCAAACCCACCGGUCGCCGUCAGUUUUCUACCCCGGAGGAUAUGCUUGCUGGUACCUCCACGCGUCCGAGGACUUUUAAACAGAAAGAAGUUGAGGAUGAAAAGGAGGUAUCUGAAGAAGAAGCAACUUCUGGGGAUGAAUCUGAAGAAGAAACUACCAAGACAAAAGGUACUCAAGGGGUUAUUGAGAUCGAAAAUCCUAACUUAGUAAAGCCAAAGAGCUUGAAAGCUAGAGAUGUUGAUUUAGAGAAAACAACUGAGCUUUCCAGGCGUGAAAGAGAGGAGAUAGAGAAACAGAGAGCUCAUGAGCGCUAUAUGAGGCUGCAAGAGCAAGGAAAAACGGAACAAUCCAAGAAAGAUUUAGAGCGUUUAGCUCUUAUCCGUCAACAAAGGGCAGAAGCUGCUAAAAAGCGUGACGAAGAGAAAGCGGCUAAAGAACAGAAGAAGUCUGAAGCGCGCAAGUAAAUCUCAUGGAGGACGUAAUGUGGCCGAUUUUCACUCCAUUUUAAUCUCAUGUGCAUGUAGCUUUAUAUUGGAUAUUACAUUCCAUAUUGGUAACAUGUAAUGCAAUUAUUUCCUUAUCAUGUGGACUGAAAUCUUGAUAAUAUAUGCUUUACCCUUCAAAUCUAGCUAUGGGAAAGAGUUUCGGUA